Brienomyrus brachyistius is the source of this 2471-nucleotide messenger RNA. RefSeq names its product E3 ubiquitin-protein ligase RNF26-like. Gene Ontology annotation, molecular function: ubiquitin protein ligase activity. The coding region runs from base 587 to 1789 and encodes 400 amino acids. The transcript has 2 exons. The record is from RefSeq and is a predicted model, not a curated record. Gene Ontology annotation, biological process: protein ubiquitination; ubiquitin-dependent protein catabolic process. Lineage: Eukaryota; Metazoa; Chordata; Actinopteri; Osteoglossiformes; Mormyridae.
ACCCCAACGACACUGACCAAGAAAAACGGUUGGAAGAUCGAUGAUUAUUACGAAAAUGGAUAUCUGUACUUACUUGGUUGUGCCUGACUUACAAUCGAUUGAUAGGCGAUCGACUGUGUGACCUUAGAGAUUCACAAAAUCCGACGGAAAUAAUAUGGCUUAAUGGCGUGUUGAAUUCACAGGUAAAAGUCUUUCACAAAGUUUUAACAAGCUCAAAAGACUACUACAAAUUGUGCGCGUGCCUGAUAUAUGGUUUAAUGAAAAGCGAUAUUUGAUUUUUGUCAUUUUGAGCUACUUUACUGCUUCGAAUGGGUAAACAUGGUGAAGGAUGCGUUGCAUUUCAAACGUAAACAUCCCCUCUGCCUGAGGAAUUGCUCCUUCGCCCGGAUCCUCGGUUCGCCAUUCGUCAGACUCAUUGCUUUUUUUCUUGCGAUAUAUAACGUAACUGGUCGGGAUUCCCAUUUUGUUUUCAUUUAGCGAUCUGUCUUGAUGGUGUGGGGCCGUUGCAUGCGAGCCAGGACCGAAGUUAUCCAGGGUACCUGCACACUCAGAGCAAUUCUGCGGUCUGCGGGUCACCGGCUGCGAGAUGGGCCUCGUGUACUGCGUCUUCUGCGCGAUUGGGAAGAGUAUAGACAUUUUAUGCUUCUUGCUGGAUUUGAACUUCUGGAUGGUCCACUCGCUCAUCCGGCUGCUGGUCACUGUUCUGUCUUUUGUGAAGGACUUGCCAACAGUGCUGAGAGGCACACUUUCGGAGUGCUGGAGCACGGCCCUCCUGUGUGGUCUCAGCAUGGUUGACGGGCUGUCGCAGGGCAUCAGGAUGGCAGGACACUUUCUGGAGCACACUGUGCUGCGGGCGAAAGAGCUGUUGCAGCGAGCUGCGCUCUCCGGCCACUCAGCACUGCAGCAGGUUUGUGAGGCCUGCGGAAUUGUGCAUAGUCUACUUCUCUAUGUGCUCAACAGCACCUCCACUGGGUUGACGUUAGGGGUACAGAGUGUCUGCUCCGCAGCUGUGGGCCUGUGGGAUGUGGCAGGGGGAGCCCUGCUUCGAGCAGUUGAACUGACCGUGGCACUGCCAGCUGUGAUUUGGAGCGGUCUGGCCGGUGCGGCUGCCCUGCUAUGGACACUCUGUUGCUUUGCACUGGAGUUCCUGGGUUCACUGAGCCGUGUCUUCGUCAGUGUCUUCCUGCUGGAUCUCUGCGGCCUGGUGCUCGCCGUAAUUGUGGUGGCUGCCGCAGUUCUCUACCUGAGCCCCAGCCUCGCUCGCCGCAUUCUGUGGAAUGCUGGUGUCUCCCCCAUCACGGGGCGCUUGCGAGGGGGGCUGCGGCACUUGCGUAUGCUGGCGCUGGAGAGCACACAGGUGGUCAUGGAGUUGCAGACGCGUCUUCGUGCAGCAUGGGGUGGGAGCUAUGUGCAGAGGAGGGGGACACGGAGCCUUGACGCUUCUCACCGUCAGUUGACAGCCAGCGAUAGAACCCCAGGUGGCCUGGCGACACAGCGCAGCUCCACAUUGGGCAUGGCUGUCCCAUGCUCCAGCAUGGAGGGGCCCCUGCAAAGACUCUCAGAAGAGGACCCCCCUGCUGACAGCCUGCUGGGCCUCCUGAAGGAGCAGGAGGAGAGGAAGCGCUGCGUCAUCUGCCAGGACAGCGCCAAGAGUGUGCUGCUCCUGCCUUGCCGUCACCUGUGUCUUUGCCGCGGCUGCACUCAGCUGCUACUGCGCCUUCCUGUUUACCAGCACAACUGCCCCCUGUGCCGCCACAUGAUCCUGCAGACCAUGGAUGUCUAUCUCUGAAGAGGACGACUUCCACAGACACGAGGCUCGGUCGUACAGCUGCUUUCUCUUAUAGGCCCUGUUGGCUUCUUGUUCCACGAUCUCACUGGACAUUCCGCUCCCCUCUUUUGUGGCUCUGUUUGUGCGUGAGAUGGAUGCUGGUGUUCUGUGCAGUCAAGUGGUCCUACAGGGUGAGGUUGUCUGUCUUUUUUUUAAUACUCUCUUGCAAGUUGCAAUAAAAGCACUGAAAAAAAUCCAGCUGUUUUUGCAUAAGACAGCAAUGUCACAAAAUUGUUUGCAGUCUGUGAUUUACCACAGGAACAACAGGAAUUGUUUAUACCUGGUUUGGAGUCUGGAUCCCCUUUCAGUAGUAUUAAGUGAAAAGUUUUUUACAUCAAUGUGGCUGUCUAAGAAUUGUUUGAUACUUUAAAAUUGUCUUAAUGUUUGUGAUAUUUGUUGAAAGCAGGUGCAAUGCAGGUAUUUUUUUAUUAGAAUAAAUAAACAAAUUUCUAAUAUUGUUGAUGGAAGUACUUUAUUCCCAAAUCAUUUUUCAUAUCUCCUGGGAACACCAGCUUUACAUGGAAUGAAAAUGUAAAAUUCACAAAGUAUAUAUAUGCUGAUCAUUCAUUCAGUUUUGACUGAUUUGUACACUUUGUCUUAGACCACUGUUAUAAUUUGUUUUAUAAUAAAGGGUUAUAUCCAU